CAAUAAAUACAAACAAAUUGAAUGAAAAGAGAAAACAUUGAAUGAAAGGAUAAUUUGCGAGACAAGUGGUCACCGAAGAGUGGGUCCAAUAGAUCCAUAAGGAGAUCAUGAAUACGCGAAACACGAGGCGAACCACUCCGGAGGAGAGUGUCCGGCGCGGGAAAGCCGUGGCCAACAGCGCGCCGACAGCACCGGUACGGCUGACCCGACAUCAGACACAACGGCAACAGAAUCAGCAAAAAGUGACCGAAAGUGUACCGCAAGAAGACGUGGAGGAAGAGGGAGAGCCACUGGAAACGGUUGAUCCGCAACAGCAUCAGGUGAUGGAAGUGAUCGCCGAAGAGGUGCAUGGGAUGGACGCCCAGGAAGUGCUUGAACUGCAACAACAGACCAACGCACAGAUGACCACAACUAUCAUUCAGAUCAUCGAUGACCACAACUAUGACAAUACGGGUCAAGAGGUGGUGGAGCACGUGAUGGCCGGCGAUGACCAACAGAUGCAAGCGAUGGAUAAGAGUGGCGACGAUUUGGCCAACUAUUGGACACUCGAGAGGAGUCAGACGGUGGGCGACGGACGCCUGGACUUUGUCUGCAAAUGGAUGUUAUGCUCGUUUAGGACGACCUCCGAGUGCUCUAUGCGUAAGCAUGCGGUCAAACACCAGAAGCCAUACAUGUGUUCGUUCGCCGGUUGCGGCGAUCGGUUCACCGAAACCCAGGAGCUGUUGCAGCACUUCUCGGCCACUCAUAUGGACACCAAUGCCUUCAAGUGUACGUUCGCUGACUGUCAGCAACGGUUCAAAGACAUCAAGUCGUUGACAGCGCACAGAGUGUCUCACGUGUCGCACACCACACAACUCAUCAAAGCCAACAAAGACUACAAACCCGGCGCUCAUCGGAACCGCUCCUUCAACGACGACGCGAAUCAACAGAUUUAUGGCCAAAACGACGAGAAUCUGACGGCCACAUAUCAGAUAUCUGGGGAACCGUUGACUCUGUCAGACGGCACCCAAUACUAUGAGGCGACCGCUAAUAUCAAUGCGAGUGACGGACAGCCCCAGCACUACGACCGCUACCGCAACAGCUCUCGCGUGAGUUCAGUGAUCAGGUGUCCCAUCAGUUCCCUGACGGACGACAUCGUCGAAGGGAACGACAAUUACGUGAAGUGUCGCUCAUUUGAGGGCAAGUUUUGGUACAAAUGUUUGUGGGAUUACUGCGACUACGGGAACGUGAAUGAAGGCAUCAUUAGGCGACACGUCCUGAAGCAUGAGUUCCCACACAAGUGUGCGUUCGGCGGCUGCAGUAAGAGCUUCGCCACCAUCACAGAGAUGGCUGAGCACACGACGGUCGCCCACACCGGUCCCAACCCCUUCCGGUGCGAUUGGCCCGACUGUGACGAAGCCUUCGAUGGUUUGCGACCAUUGACUGACCACAAGACCAAACACCUGUCAGAGUCGUCGCCCGUCGCCCACAACGCGGCCAAUAGAGUGAAAAAAGUCAAACCAGCCGUUCCUCCCAAACCAUUUAUGUGUGAUUUUGGGAAAUGCAACAUGCAUUACGCCACUCAAGAAGAGCUAGACCUCCAUAAGCAGAUCCACGCGGGGGACCGACCGUUCAAAUGCCAGUUCCCUGACUGCACUUUCGCCGCCAAAUCUAAAGAUAAGCUCCAAAUCCAUCACUCGAGACACUCGAGUGUCAAACAGUUCCGCUGCUAUUGGCCGACGUGUGACAAGAGCUUCACAAUCAGUGAACAGUUGCGUCGACACCGGAAACUACACACGAAUAGGGAUCAACUGAUUUGCGAGUUCUCCGGCUGUGACCUCGUCUUCCAAACGGCAGACGAGUUGGAGAAACACCUGCGCCGACACCUCGGUUUGGAUGACUCCACGUUCAACGCGUUGAGUCCUUUGGGCUUUAAAUGCAAUUUCGGUCUCUGCAAAAUGCAUUUCCAGACCCGAGAAGAGCUACAAAAGCACAGCCAAUCACAUCGCGGCCAAAGAAUGUUCAAAUGUGGUUACGAGAACUGUUCCUAUUCUGCCAAAACAUUGGACAAACUGACCGCCCAUUUGCGCUACCAUUCCGGCGAACGGCCCUUUAAAUGCGAUUUCAUUGGCUGCCACCAGGACUUCAUCCAAAGUCAUCACUUGGCCAGACAUCGGAAGUCACACUUUGGCGCCGGACAGACACCACUGAAAAGUGAAUCACCGAUUGAUGAGAAGCUCAUGGACUGCGACUUCUGUGGCCAAGAGUUCGCUGACGAAGCAAUGGCUGAAUCACACGACUGUCCCGAGAAGUCAUUGCAAUCAAAGUCUAAAACAAAUAGUAAAUCAAAAGCCAUUAAUAAUAAGAGAAAACGUGAGACAAAUGAUGCCGAAGAGGAAAGUGAGCCCCAAAUGAGUGACAAUGAAGUGAACACAACGCUAAAUACGCCAAAAGUGCCGGAGAAAGGGAUCGCCUGUUCUUACGGGAAGUGUCACUUCAAGUGCGCCACCGAUGAGCAGUUGAAUCAACACACAGACAAAGUUCAUUCAGGCGACCGGCCCUUCGCCUGCGACUUCGAGGACUGCACCUUCAAAACCGGUCGUAAGGAUAAGCUUAAGAUACAUACCAGACGUCACACCGGUGACCGGCCCUACAGAUGCGAGUGGACUGAAUGCAACCGUACUUUCAUAUCGAAAGACAAUUUAAAUCGACAUAAUUUGACUCAUUUCCGGUCGAAAGCCUCCAAACCGGAUACAGUGGACACAGACUUUGAUAGAACUCUCAAAGAAUUGGAUGAUUUACUCCAUGAGACCGAUGAGACUGUUGUGGCCGCGCCUCCCGAAGAGGGCAUAAAUGACUGAUUCAUUUCGCAACCAUUGCAUAAUAGUUUCAAUGAAUAGUGUAAUUCUUUUGAAUAUUUCAUUGAUUCGAGCACUCAAUACAGACACCCCUUUGCCCUCCCGUCCCCUCUCGACCACUCACUCCAAAGGGUGUGUUUUGUUUGACAAAAUCCAAAUCAAUUGAAAUACUGUACUAAUGGACAAAAACAAUGUUUUUGCUUUUAUUUUAUUC
Molecule: messenger RNA, 3051 nt
Organism: Oppiella nova
Lineage: Eukaryota; Metazoa; Arthropoda; Arachnida; Sarcoptiformes; Oppiidae
Source: the annotation of a GenBank genome assembly